AUGACUGUUCCCUCAACAGAAUCGGUCACCCCGGAUUUAUCACAAAUUAUAGUGAUGUUGGAAGAAGCUAAAGAUGACAGGAAGCGAAUGGAGCAGGAGAUAAGUAGGGCGUUUGACUUUGUACAUAGUAAGAUUGAUGAUCAAAAAAGUAUCUUGGACAAUCUUAUCAAAAACAUGGAGAUAAUAGACAGUCUUCGCCAAGAAAAUGUUAAUUUAAAACAACGGGUAAUGGACCUCGAAACGAGAGUACAAGAACCGGAACAAUAUACCCGAGCUAAUACGGUGGAAAUACAAGGUCUACCGGAAGAGAAAAAUGAAGACGUUUAUGCACUGGUAACAAAAGAUGGGGCAGCUCUGGACCUACCGUUGACGCGCAGAGACAUAGAUGUAUGCCACAGAUUAGGCAAAAAAAAGGAUUCCAAUCAACCUGCAUCCAUCAUCGUCAAGUUUGUACGUAGAGAAGAUAAGCUGAACUUGCUACAGAAGAGAAGAACUAAAAGAAAUUUUUCAACCGAGCAUCUAGGAUUUCAACAUCCAUCUUCUCCGAUGUAUAUUAAUGAAAGUCUCUCUCCUACAAGAAGAAAGGUGUUCUCAUUGGCUCGUCAAAUACAAAAGGACAAAAACUAUAACUAUCUUUGGGUCCGAAAUGGAAAUAUAUUUAUAAGAAAACAGCAAGGCGAUCCAGCUAUAAAAAUUUGCUCGUUGGACGUUAUUGAAAAAUUGUGA
Messenger RNA from Photinus pyralis (common eastern firefly), 726 nucleotides. RefSeq lists its product as uncharacterized. The transcript has a single exon. The coding region runs from base 1 to 726 and encodes 241 amino acids. Lineage: Eukaryota; Metazoa; Arthropoda; Insecta; Coleoptera; Lampyridae. The record is from RefSeq and is a predicted model, not a curated record.